Messenger RNA from Coffea arabica (coffee), 717 nucleotides. The record is from RefSeq and is a predicted model, not a curated record. NCBI's taxonomy places the organism in Eukaryota, Viridiplantae, Streptophyta, Magnoliopsida, Gentianales, Rubiaceae.
AUGGGUCCCAAUUAUCAACGAUUUGCUCGAUUGGUAGAUUGUUGUCAUCAAUUGAUUCUUCAGCGAAAACCGUAUUGUUUAAGAAAAUUCCAUCUUUCCCUGAAAGAGUUUCUUGAGAUUUUUCGGGUGGCAAUAGACUCUCUGAUAUGCGCCGCAAUUUCUUGCGGAGUCCAACAACUUGAGGUUUUUGUGGGACUUGAUCGUUCCAAUGCAUUGUCUCCUCCGGGAAUUUUGUCCUGUCCUGCAAUUUUCAGUUGCAAAACACUUGUAGAAAUGAAGCUGGAAAGUCGCUUUACUGAUUUCUACGUCCCGGAGACAGUUUCUUUGCCGAAUCUUAAGAUUCUGCAUUUGGCACAAUUUAUAUUGACAGAUGAGCUGUCUACUCCCAGGCUCAUUCAGGGUUGUCCUGUGCUCAUAGAACUGUAUUUUGACUGUUUAACAUAUUCAGAGGGUGAAGUUCUGACCCUUUUGAUAAAAAGCCCUUCCCUGGAAAAAAUCUACCUCCAUUGUGUGACUGAUGAAUGGGACAUUGUUCUGGACAUCCCCAGUGCUGUAAAUUUGGAAUGCGAGGUUGAGGGAGCGAGUAAAACAAGUAUAAAUGCCCCAAAGCUUCAACAUUUGCACUUUGAUGGCGAUGCAGUUGAAGUAAACAUUCUCCCAAACCACAAGUCUCUUGUGUUGAAGCCAGAAUAUCAGUUUCUUGCCCUUAUAUUGUGA